CAAGAGAGCAUCAACGCAGUCCUCGAGUAUCUGGCGAAAGGGGAGAAACGAUUGGGUCUAUCUCUCGCGACUGGAAGCGGGAAAACGGUCAUCUUCAGUCAUCUGAUUGAGCAAGUUCCCGCUCCUACACCAUGCGCUACACAGACGCUGAUCCUCGCGCAUCGGCGAGAACUCGUAGAGCAAGCCGCAGUGCAUUGCAGAAAUCUGUAUCCCGACUUGGCCGUUGAGGUUGAGAUGGGUAGCCAGCACGCUUCUGGACUGGCCGAUAUAACCGUUGCAUCCGUACGGAGCAUCACGUCUGGCAUCCGAAUCCAGCGCUUCGAUCCUGCUCGCUUCAAGCUUGUGCUUGUCGACGAGGCCCACCAUAUUGUUGCGCAGGGCUAUCUUGAUGUCCUCCGCCACUUCCAGCUGUACGACACCAACAAGCUGGGCCCGACCGCUCUUGUCGGUGUAUCAGCCACUUUCUCCCGGCAUGAUGGUAUCAAACUUGGGGCAGCGAUUGAUCAUAUUGUCGCCCAUAAGGACUACAUCGAUUUGAUCGAGGACAAAUGGCUCUCAGAUAUGAUUUUGACCACAGUCCGGACGAGUGUCGAUCUUACGAAGGUCAAGUCGAGCGCCGGAGACUUCCAGACCAGCGAGUUAUCCAAAGCCGUGAAUCAAGAGGAGACCAACACUAUCAUCGUUCGAGCUUGGAUGGAGAAGGCAAUGAAGAGCAGAAAAUCGACCCUAGUUUUCUGUGUAGAUCUUGCCCAUGUGUCUAAUCUCACAGCUGCCUUUCGCGAGCACGGUAUCGACGCCCAGUUCGUCACGAGUGACACCCAUACUCAGGUUCGCAAGGAUCGCCUCGACGCAUUCAAGGCAAGGGAGUUUCCGGUCCUACUGAAUUGCGGAAUCUUUACGGAAGGGACCGACAUACCCAACAUCGACUGUGUUAUCCUUGCGCGACCCACGAAGUCGCAGAACCUCCUGGUCCAGAUGAUCGGGCGAGGUCUUCGAUUGUACCCAGGGAAAGAGAACUGUCACAUAAUUGACAUGGUCACUGCGCUCGACGUUGGCGUAGUGACCACACCUACGCUGUAUGGUCUCGAACCGAACGAGCUUCUGGAGUUGGCCGAUGCCCAGCAGAUAAAGAGCAUAAAAGAGCGGCGCGAAUUGGAGCGUGAGAGGGAACAGAAUGCGAUCGUUGCUGCGAAACCUCGCAGUGCGUCGGCGUUAAAAUCCCGGCUUCUCAGCUUUGAGGACUUCAGCGUGUCUGAUCUCAUGGAUCAGUCUUCAGACGACUUCCAUGUCCGCAAAAUUUCACCAUUCUCAUGGGUCUGCAUCGGAGACAACCACUACAUCCUUCCAAACGCAGACGGCGCAUUCAUGAGCAUUAAUGAGGACGAUGCGGGAAACUUCCAGAUGUCGUACACGGCUAAACUGCCCGCCGGCUCUACGUCCAAGUCGCCAUGGGCGAGACCAAGAAAGAUUGGAAAGCAGGAGACUUUGAAAGGUGCUGUGCGCGCAGCCGACACUUAUGCUGGCAGAAUCUUCCCAUUCCAAUUUAUCAGCAAGACCGCUGGCUGGCGCAGAUCACCAGCUUCCGAGGGUCAAAUCAAGUUUUUGAACAAGUCUCGAGAUGAGAGCCACCAGCUGGAGAUCGGCCAGAUUUCGAAGGGCGAUGCGGCGGACCGAAUCACCAAAAUCAUGCGCGGCGCUAAAGGCCAACUUACGCGCAUGAAAGGUGAAGUCAAAAAGGCAAAGCGAGCGGCUGAAGCAAGAGCGAAGCGUGGUGCUAAGUCGGGUUUGCUCACCGUUGGUCCGGUGGCUGCGCAGGAACGUUGA
Zymoseptoria tritici IPO323 is the source of this 1824-nucleotide messenger RNA. RefSeq lists its product as uncharacterized. The transcript is spliced from 4 exons. The record is from RefSeq and is a predicted model, not a curated record. Gene Ontology annotation, molecular function: DNA binding; hydrolase activity; ATP binding. The annotation marks the transcript as partial. NCBI's taxonomy places the organism in Eukaryota, Fungi, Ascomycota, Dothideomycetes, Mycosphaerellales, Mycosphaerellaceae.